Morchella importuna is the source of this 978-nucleotide messenger RNA. RefSeq lists its product as uncharacterized. The transcript has 3 exons. The record is from RefSeq and is a predicted model, not a curated record. The coding region runs from base 1 to 978 and encodes 325 amino acids. NCBI's taxonomy places the organism in Eukaryota, Fungi, Ascomycota, Pezizomycetes, Pezizales, Morchellaceae. Gene Ontology annotation, biological process: transcription by RNA polymerase I.
AUGGCGAAAACAGAAGUCAGUAAGAAAAAGACCUCAGCUGCUCCGGCUGCGAAGAUAAAGAAGGAGCCGGUCAAGAAGGCAGCGCCGAGGGUAAAGAAGCCUAGCAGGUCGCAGGAGAGGGUGGUCGACAGCGAGAGCGAGGGCGAGGGCGAGGGCGAGGGCGAGGGCGAGGGCGAGUCUGAGAGCGAGUCCGAGUGCGAGGAGGAGGCAACCCAGCGGAGUACGGCGACGACUACAACUGCUCCGACCGAGACUGAGGAGGAGUCUGAGUCUGGCAGCGGCGAGACCGCGUCCGAAUCCGAGUCCGGCUCCGAAGAAGAAGAAGACGAAGAAGAGCUCGCCUCCUCCGCAAAGCUUCCCAAGGGUAGCUACAAGUACGCGCCCCCGCCCGAGUUUAAGCUCGUCCCGCCCGGUGGUGGUUCGAACCCGUUUUCCGCGGCGAAUCUGAACGGCAAGGAGCUGUGGUUCAUUACGGCGCCGUUGGCGGCGCCGCUGAGUAAGGUUGACAGGAUCAAUCCUGCGGACAUUGCGGAGGGGUUGCCGGUGCUGAUGACGAGUUCGGGGAGGAGCUAUUGUCUGAAGACGAAGGAGGAGGAGGAGGAGGAGGAGGGUGGAGGAGGGGUGGGGCUGUUUGUGGCUGAUGGGAAGGGGAGGUAUAAAUUAGCGGGGAAGCAGAUUUCAAAGAGCUUUCAGAUGGUGGAGGCGCUGCCGACGGGGAGAGAGGUCACAGAGGAGAUGAUUAAGAGUAAGCCGGUGAAGCAGCAGCCGGAGGGAUUGAAGAUGAGGUUUAAGCCGAUUGGCUUUGAGGGGGAGAUUGAGGGCGAUGGAAACGUUGAGAUGAGGGACGUGUCGCUUGAGGUGCGGCCCGCGAGAGAGGUUGCUCGUGAGGAGGGAGAGCACAAGAAGAAGAAGAGGAGGACGCACGACGACAAGGAGGGGAGGAAGGAGAAGAAACAUAGGAGGAGGAGUAAGGAGUAA